CAGGGUUCUGCCUCUCUUUCCUUUGCAGAGAGGAGGGGAAGAAAACAGAGGAGGCCGCUGGCUUCGGAGCGCGCUGGGCCUUGCCCAGUCGGCUGCCUCUCUCUCGAGUCUCCCCGUGACCGUCGGAGUAGAAGAAUACAUGUUCACUUUCAGCAUAGAAGAGCAUGUUCCCAAAUUCUUCCAACUUGGGUCGUCCACCCUUUCCACUAGAACGGCAACAGUACAACUUCUUCAUUAAUCUUCCAGUGAACGUACCUCCUGUUCUCUUUCACCAGCAGUUCCAGAGUACAACGACUCUGGUGAGUGGCAAUCUUCCAAACAUCCCACCAGUUUCGCCACCACCCUUUGCCUAUAGAAAUGGCAGCCCAGUGCAUGCAUCAGCUGCACCUGCUUCAUUCCGAGGCAGAAAGAGGCUAAAAGAACAGUGUGUCCCUUAUGAAGUAAAGCGCCAGCGAUUUCAUUCACCUCACCGUGAAUCCGCUUCAGCUAACCAACUAGUGCCUUUACCUGAAGAUCACAGGCGUUCUUUCCCUGGAUCAAUUUCUUCGCCAUUAUUUCGGGCACAUUACAUCUCUGAUUUGACGGGAUGUGUGCCCCCCUUACAAGAAACUUCAUUUCCUGACCCUGCUGAAAUUGCACUCCCUGUGGCCAAAGAUAAGCUAAGUCAGCAAGUACUGGAGUUAUUUCAAGCGUGUCAACAACAAAUCUAUGACUUGAACAAAAAAGAGCUUUGUCGAACACAACUCCAAAGGGAAAUUCAGCAGAUCUUUCCAAACAGUAGAUUAUUUUUGGUUGGAUCCUCGCUAAAUGGAUUUGGUACUCGUAGCAGUGAUGGUGACUUGUGCCUAGUGGUUAAAGAGGAACCAAUGAAUCAGAAGACUGAAGCAAGACACAUACUUGGCUUACUCCAAAGACACUUCUGUAGGAAGCUUUCGAACUACAUUGAGAGACCUCAACUGAUUCGAGCAAAAGUGCCAAUAGUGAAGUUCAGGGACAAAGUCAGCUGUGUGGAGUUUGACUUGAAUGUAAACAAUGUUGUAGGAAUAAGAAAUACAUUCCUUCUGCGAACCUAUGCAUACAUUGAGAGUCGAGUGCGUCCAUUAGUGCUGGUUGUAAAGAAGUGGGCAAGCUUUCGUGGCAUAAAUGAUGCCAGUCGAGGCACUUUAAGCAGCUAUAGUCUUGUGUUGAUGGUUUUGCACUAUUUACAAACCCUACCUGAACCUAUCCUUCCAUCCCUCCAAAAAAAUUACCCAGAAUCUUUUGAUCCUACUAUGCAGCUGCACCUUGUGCAUCAAGCCCCAUGCACCAUUCCUCCUUACCAUUCAAAAAAUGAAUCAACACUUGGAGACCUGUUGCUGGGCUUCCUUAAAUACUAUGCUACAGAGUUUGAUUGGAGCAGUCAAAUGAUUUCAGUUCGUGAAGCCAAAGCCAUUCCAAGACCUGAUGGUAUUGAAUGGAGGAACAAGUUCAUUUGUGUAGAAGAACCUUUUGAUCGAACAAACACUGCUAGAGCAGUACAUGAAAAACAGAAGUUUGACAUUAUCAUAGAUGAAUUUCGGAAGUCAUGGCAGAGACUGAGAGACAGGAGGGACUUGAACUGCAUACUACCUUUAAGAGCAACUAUACAGAAAAGAUAAUUGGCUUCUCUCUCCUUAAGUGGACCCUUCUGAAAUAUAAUAUACAAAGGACGUUAUCAAAACCCCAGGAUGCAGAUUUUCUCCUUUCCCCAUUGCACUUUUUUUUUUAAGAGGAGAGUUUUCUUUCAGAUUUUUGUUAAGGAAAAUUUUGUAAAAACUGAAAAGAAAAAAAAAGGCUAUCUUUAUGAAACUUAUUAAAACCAUUUGAAGACUGGCUUUCUGAAACAGAUUGAAUCAGUGACCAAUAAAAAGACUGCUGUAAUACAAAAUUUUGCAAAUCUGUUGGGAGUGAUUUAUUGUUAACAUAUAGUGGUUGACUCAGCCACACUGAAUAUUGAAAUGUAAAGAUGAAGAGUUUUGUAAUGUACGAUAGCCAGGCUGUGACCUUAAAGAAUAGCGUAUGGUGCACAUUUCCUUCGGAGUAAGUAGUCCCUGCUUUACAACUGCUAAAUGCAGUCUGCACUUUGGCUCUUUUUGGCUCUUUCCAGUUUUUAAUAGACUUAUAACAAACAGCAACUUUAUAGCAAAAUAAUAACUUGACUCCUAAAUAAGGCUGUUGAUUUGUCCUCAUUCUUAAUGAAUUGGUAAACUUGUGCCUGGGCUGUACCCCUUUAGAAUAUUCAUCUGUAUGACACAGUUCCCUCCACAUGUAAAAAGAUGUCAAAAAGAAAGCUAGACAGGAACCUCUUUGUCUGAUACCUAGUUUUCUAUGACGAUGGAUUUUUUGGUAGGAUAAUUCAGUUGCGUGAGAUCCCACCUUCAGUCUAAAGUAGCACAACUUGGACACAGGUUUGCCAUCCUACUGAGAACUUCUGAAUACUGGGAAUUGUAAUCUUAACUGGAAUUUUUACGCAGCAGAGCUACUACAAGGAAGGCACUUGGAUAAUCUAUGUUAGGCUUGUAACAUGCAGCCUAUCAGCCAUUUAUGGUAACCCAUCAGGGGUUUGAUAAACCUGUGUGUUCUGCCCUCCUAGGGCUCCAAAAAACAACAACCCAGGAUGUUAGGCACUUUGCAUGCCACAUAAGGCGUGGCUGAUGGGCUGUGUUCAGCUUGAAGCACAGGCAUGGCAGACCUGGUUGAUUGGCAAACUACUCUCUGGAGUGUGUGCUUAAUACUCAUUUCUGACCAGUGGCAGCUUUGAACAGUACGUUAAAGCAAGUGGAAAGGAAGCCCAAGCAAGAGUUCUCAUUCCUCUUAACUGUACUUCCAGUGUACUGUUUGAAAAUAAACUUGGCAAAGGUGGUACUGAUGCUUGUACAUCCUCCAAUGUUCCUGUCGCAGAGUAGGUGUAAGGAAAUGUAACUCCUUUGCAUUUCCUCACACCCCUCUGCUUUGUUGUAAGAUGUGGUCCCACCCUGGGUGAGGCCAUUUCCUACAGUUUCUUUUCCUUACAGAUAAAGUAGUAGUGAUGACUGCUAAAAAUAGCUGCUACAGUAAGCCAAGUUUUUUUUUAAUUUCUGUUCCUUUUGUGUGUGUAAAUAUUUGUAAAUUGGUCAGCUGCUAAUAUAAAUUGGGAUUUUAAAAAUCUUAAAUUUUAACUUUUUUUUCAAGAAGUAUGAGACUUCAUUUAGAUCUGCUGUAGCACACUUUGUGCCUCAUAUUUAUUGCAGACCGAGACAUAUGUUAACAGAUGUUAUUUUUCACUGAUGUCAAACUCAUCUUUUCUCUUUAAGUUUAAUAUUUUUAUUGUGUUAAGUGGAAUAAAGUUUCUGUAUUGAAAUAAAA
Messenger RNA from Elgaria multicarinata webbii, 3363 nucleotides. RefSeq names its product terminal nucleotidyltransferase 2 (gene TENT2). Gene Ontology annotation, molecular function: poly(A) RNA polymerase activity. The coding region runs from base 165 to 1637 and encodes 490 amino acids. The record is from RefSeq and is a predicted model, not a curated record. The transcript is spliced from 15 exons. NCBI's taxonomy places the organism in Eukaryota, Metazoa, Chordata, Lepidosauria, Squamata, Anguidae.